Molecule: messenger RNA, 1089 nt
Organism: Synchytrium microbalum
Lineage: Eukaryota; Fungi; Chytridiomycota; Chytridiomycetes; Synchytriales; Synchytriaceae
Exons: 5
Coding region: 1-1089 (362 amino acids)
Biological process (GO): xyloglucan biosynthetic process; cell wall biogenesis
Cellular component (GO): membrane; Golgi apparatus
Molecular function (GO): galactoside 2-alpha-L-fucosyltransferase activity
Source: RefSeq, a predicted model, not a curated record
AUGUACGGCGGCCUUGGGAACAGAUUACCUCAGUUGGUUAAUGGAGUGGUGCUUGCCCUCAUUGCCAACAGAACGGUUUUGCUGGAAUAUCCAGACUAUAUUCGAGAGAAUUGGCAAUUCAGUCUGGAUUUUGAUAGUUCAAACAGAGAGCUUGGUCGGCAGCAAGUCGUGGUCAUGGACGAAAAGGCACGAGAUCUCAUCUCCAUAUCUAUUACAGAAUCAUUGGACAAUCACUUUAAUGACGACAAGAGGGGUGGGAUACGAACAUGGGUCAUCUUGGGGGCUGAUUAUCACGUUCCUUACUGGCAAGCAAAUCCCCACUAUAAAGAAAAGCUAGAAGCCUUAUUUCCAGACGGACGGAUUGCGCAUCAUGUCUUACGAAAGACAAUUCGACUUAAGCCGGAACUGGAAAGGGCAUUAUCCGAAUACAAAUCAAUCCAUUUUCGCCCUUAUAUGAUUGGAAUCCACGUGAGAACACAUAAUCGACAUUCAGAUAUUGGACUCAUGAGGACUUAUGCUGCUAUUGCUGAGCAGCUGGCAAUGUCAUCGAAUAGGAAACAUGAUGUCGCAUUUCACUUGGCCACAGAUAAUAUCAAAGUUCGACAAGAACUCGAAAUGUGGUUGGGAAUAAACAGAACGAGGCAUCUGAACAUAAAUUUUGAAGAAGGAAACGCAAUGAACAACCCAGGAGGCUCUGAUGUGGCUGCAGCUCUGGACUUCAUGGCAUUGGCUACUUGCGAUGAUGUAGUUGCGACACAUUCAUCUACUUUUGGACAUUGGGCGGCGACAUUGGCAGGAAGACCGUAUACAAUAGUCAAUCUCAGGCAACAGGAUUAUAGGAACUCGCGGGAGGUGGCCUUUUGGAGAAGCAUUACGUCUGAACCAUGUAGCUUCCUAGCAAAGUCUUUUACUCAAUCACCGAAUGCUGGGUCAAUGAAUAUGUCGGCCCUAGAAGACGAAUACCAGGCCGAUUUAGCUGCUCACAAUCUCACCGCUAUUGAAGAGAAGAGAGAAUUUCGUGCCAUCUCGUUAUUAAUGCAGAGCAAAAUGUAUAUUCACCAUACCCAAUGUCACUUUUUUGUAGAGUAG